Bolinopsis microptera is the source of this 850-nucleotide messenger RNA. RefSeq lists its product as uncharacterized. The transcript has 3 exons. The record is from RefSeq and is a predicted model, not a curated record. NCBI's taxonomy places the organism in Eukaryota, Metazoa, Ctenophora, Tentaculata, Lobata, Bolinopsidae. The coding region runs from base 218 to 685 and encodes 155 amino acids.
AUACCGAAACCGUCAAAAAGAUUCCUUCAAGAGUGUGAACAGCAAAAAGGGUUCUUCAAACAAAAAUAGCACAGUAAAGGGAAAGGAAGAUGCCAAGAAGGAAAAGUCGGAUAGCAAAAAUCAGAGAAAAAGAGAGCAGAAACACAAUGAUUCCCAGAUCAAGGAGGAAGAUCCCUCUAUUACACGAGAUAGAAUUCUCGAUCUUCUGUAUACGAACAUGUCGAUUACAUCGUCAAAUGCUCCGAAGUCGUCUAAAUCUAAAGACAAUGAGAAUGGAAAGGAAACGAAAGAUAGUAAUGAAAAUAAGAAAAAAGAUAGAAAAAUCAACGGAGGAAGCAAGUCGUUCGAUGAACUCGAGGAUGAAGGAGAAUCUGAUAGGGAAACAGGUAGCAUUGAUGUUGGAGGGUAUGGCACCAAGCGUGAUGGUCGGAACGAAAAAGAUUACAGGGCUGCCCUCAAGCGUCGUAUGGUGGCGUACAGAUGGCUCAUAACUGUAAAGCAAACUAGGAAGAUUUCUGCAGAUGUUGACAUAAAACUAAUACUAGCGGGGAAAGUUGUACUACCGGAAGAGAUUCUUCGUGACAAACCUAAAAAUAUUGAUUUCGAGCGACUGAAGUGGGAUACCAUCGCUUUUGAAGAAAAUGAAAUCAAUAAAACAGGUGCCGAACUUUUGGAAAAUUUAUAAAAAUUUGAUGCUCGUUCUCCGCAAGAGGUCAUGACAAGAAACGGACGAUACCAACAUUCGCAAUUCGCAAUUGAACUGAGAGAAAUUUCAAGAGUAUGGCAAACACUGCACGCCAGAUUAUUAAUAACAGACUUAAUGCACUUUUUAAUGGCAACUCGGCCAAAA